UCCUUCGGGUCAACGGGUUGCCGCUGUUCGCCAAGGGCAGUGCGUGGCUGCCGGCCGACGCGUUCCCGGACCGCGUGACCAGUGAGCGGCUCGAGGCGCUGCUGGACUCCGCCGCAGCGGCGCACAUGAACCUCCUGCGCGUGUGGGGCGGCGGCCUGUACGAGUCCGACCUGUUCUACGAGAUGGCCGACCGCAAGGGGCUCAUGAUUUGGCAGGAUUUCGCCUUCGCCAGCGCCCUCUACCCUGCCACGCCGGCGUUUCUCGACUCCGUGGCGCUGGAGGCCCGCCAGCAGGUGCGGCGACUGAGUCACCACGCCAGUCUAGUUCUCUGGUGCGGAAACAGCGAAAACGAACUCGGCUUGGCUUACAACUGGUGGAAGCUCCUCACGACGGAACACCGCGAGGAUUACGUCAAGCUGUACAUGGAAACUCUGCAAAAGGUAGUCUACGAGGAGGACAUGUCGAGGCCCUUCGUGGGUUCGACCCCUUCCAACGGUUUGCUCUCGGAACUCAGCGGCGGCAUUCACGACAACCCGAACGACGUGCUCUACGGCGACGUGCACUACUUCGACUACUACUCGCCGCCUUGGAGCCUGGACUCCGUGCCGACUCCCCGAUUCUGUUCGAGCUUCGGGCUUGUCUCGUUCCCAUCGAUGGAGACGCUGGCCACCGCCCUUGAACCCGGAGACCUGGUGCUGCCUUUCCCGCAAACGCUCGAGAACAGGAUGCACUUAGCCAAUGCCAGACUGGAAACGUACAUGUCAGCUGUCGUCACACUUCCCAAGAAGGACGGCACGGAUCAGGCACUGAGGAUCCUCAUCUUGCUGUCUCAGAUCUACCAGGCGAUGGGCGUCAAGACGCAGGCCGAGCACUACCGUCGGCAGCGGCUCAUGGUUCGCCGCUCGCAGGGUCUGACCAUGGGUGCCAUCUACUGGCAUCUGAACGACGUCUGGCAGGCACCCUCCUGGUCCUCCAUCGACUACACGGGCGAGUGGAAGAUGCUGCACUACUUCGCGAAGCGCUUCUACGCGCCGCUGCUCGUGUCGCCGUACGAAGAAGCUGGGCGCCUGGUCGUCUACGUGCUGGACGACUUGUACCACGACGAGCCGUACGGCCUGCUUUUGGAAGUCAAGCUUUACCACUACGCCUCGCUGGAGCCCAAGACGUCACUCACGCACAACUUCACGGUGUCCAACUACGCCCACGCUGCAUACGUGGCCAACGUGUCCAGGCUGCUGGCUUCGGGGUCGUGCCACCGCAACAACAGUUUCUUCGCUUUCCGCCUGCUGAACGCGACCGACAACGCGACACUGUCCACGAACUUUCUGCUCCUGCAAGUGCCUCGCUUUGCUAAGGACAUCGCGUCCGUCACGCUGCAAGUUACCAAUAUCACUACCGACGAGCCUGUGCAGCGUGAAUUACCAUUGGCUAACGAUUCCGGGAACUCGAUUCGGAAAAGCACCGCGCCGACAGCCGGCGACACCUUACAGAGCAUGUCGUCAGCCGGACAGAAAGUCACAGACAACACUGGGUCAAACGAACACGACCUUCCGUCGACCGCCGAAUCCUUGGAAGGUGUCGGCCACACGUCGCUUCGCGAACAGCCAGAGAGGGAGGCUACCAACACUACAGAAGAGAAGUCUAACGUUCACGAGAUCGACCUGUCCACGGACGGCAUCGCGCUGUUCGUUUGGCUCUCGGCCGGCAAAAUCAGCGGUCGCUUCUCGGACAACGGCUUCAUCAUGACCGAACGCCGGCUCAGCGUCACUUUCACGAGUGGCCUGUCUGUGACCACAGAGCAGCUUCGCUCCAACCUCACAGUCACUUGCCUGAACUGCCUGUCAAAGCACCACUACUCUCCUAUGGUUGAGGCGAGAGCGUAGGAACACUAGUUUUCAGUGAGGUUCAAGUGGGGAGCUUGCAAGGUUGCCCUCGGAAGCUUCCGCAGAUUGGCAGUAAAGACA
Molecule: messenger RNA, 1964 nt
Organism: Dermacentor silvarum
Lineage: Eukaryota; Metazoa; Arthropoda; Arachnida; Ixodida; Ixodidae
Product: beta-mannosidase-like
Exons: 9
Coding region: 126-1883 (585 amino acids)
Biological process (GO): glycoprotein catabolic process
Molecular function (GO): beta-mannosidase activity
Source: RefSeq, a predicted model, not a curated record